UCCGUGGCGUGGAUUUGAAGCCACCCAGCCAGUGGGAGGAGAGCAUUGAUCGCUUUAAUAAUCAUCAUAACAGUAAUCGGAAUAAUACAAAAAAAGGGGGCUGAGCUUCCCAGUUACAGAAAGCAAAGCAGGUGCUGUCCGGGCUGCCUCUCAGUUUCAGCAACUGCUGGAAAGGCGGCGGCGGCGGGCUCCGGGCUCCGAGGCGCCCCCAAAGCGCUCCAGCGGGGCAUGUAGAGGAAGAGUCCCGCCUCGGCUUCUCCUCUAGCCUUCAUCCUCCUCUUCUGCUUCCUCCCCUCGGCUUCCCUCGAGGAACCACGGCCAUGGAGCAGGAAAAGAAGCUGCACCAGCAGCACCCGCACCGGCUCGCGCUCCUCCUGGGCUUCUUGCUGCUGGCCGCGAGGUCUGCAUGGGCCAAGGAGAAAUGCGAUACCGGGAAGUAUACCGCGAGCGGAGAAUGCUGCAGAACUUGUAAUAUCGGGGAAGGGGUUGCCCAGCCGUGUGGGUUAAACCAAACUGUCUGUGAACCAUGUUUGGACAGUAUUAGCUAUUCUGACACAGUGAGUGCCACAGAGGCAUGCAAGCCCUGUAAGGAAUGCAUUGACCUGGAGAGCAUGUUGGUGCCUUGCGUGGAGUCGGACAACACGGUCUGCAAAUGUAUCUACGGCUACUAUCGGGACAAAAAGACCAAUCAAUGCCAAGAGUGCCAAAUCUGCGAGGUGGGCUACGGCCUCAUGUACCCUUGCGGGGAGAAUCAGAACACCAUGUGUGAGAAAUGUCCCUUGGGGACUUACUCCGAUGAGGCUAACCAUGUGGACCCCUGUUUUCCUUGCACGGUGUGCGAAGAGGAUGAGAUCACAAUCAAGGAGUGCACGGCAACAUCUGAUGCUAGAUGUAGAGCUCUUCAUCCACGAUGGACAAUUCCACCAACAACAUCCUCUAUGGAUUCCGACACCAGUGAGGCAGUCACAGAUUUCAGACCUGAUCCAGAAAGCCCAUUUCCUGUCACAAGUGUUCCAGAUAUCCUGGAUGUUUCUGGGAGCACCAUGGCUGGCACAGCAACCACAAUCAUGGGCAGCUCACAGCCAGUAAUCCGAGGUGGCACAGCAGACAAUCUUAUCCCUGUGUACUGCUCAAUUUUGGCAGCUGUGAUUGUGGGACUGGUGGCAUACAUUGCUUUCAAAAGGUGGAACAGCUGCAAACAGAACAAGCAGGGUGCCAACAACCGUCCUGUCAACCAGACACCUUCACCGGAAGGGGAGAAGCUUCACAGCGACAGUGGCAUCUCAGUUGACAGCCAGAGCCUCCAUGAUCAACAGCCACAGACACAGACAGCAUCAAUGCAAGGCCUUAAAGGAGAUGGAAACCUUUAUACAAAUCUGCCUGCUAACAAGAGAGAGGAAGUUGAGAAGCUGCUGAAUGGUUCCACGGAGGAGACUUGGCGCCACUUGGCCGGAGAGCUGGGCUACAAGGAGGACCUCAUAGACUCCUUCACUCAGGAGGAAUAUCCUGUCCGGGCCCUGCUCUCAGAUUGGUCCAGCAAGGACAGUGCCACAAUGGACGCCCUUUAUUCUGCCUUACGUAAAAUCCAGAGGGGAGACAUUGUGGAAAACCUUUACAGCGAAUCCACCGCUAGCUCACCGGUGUGAAGUUGGGAGAAGGGCAGAGGUGCUCUGAGCAACUCCUCUGUUACUCCCCCACACCUUGCUUUUCUCUCAAUGGUGCCUCCUGGGAGAAAGCAUGUGAAGGAAAGUUUUAAAAACCAGAGCUUGUUCUAACUAAGCUACCAUUUUGGGAGACUCUGAAGCAGUCCUAUAUGCACUGACUUGGUUUUAUUUCUCUUCACCUCUGUAUUUUCACCCAGUAUUUCUUGCCAGUGGCAAAACAGUUAUAUACUGAAAAGAAGCAGAGGAAGAUAACCAAAACAGAUAUUUGUUUUGUUAUGGUAUAACUUUCUUGGACUGACCACAUUUUCUUAGUUCUGCUGAAAAUCAAGAGUGAAGAACCACGUCCAGUCAAUGCCAAUAUAGUUUGGCCUCUCUCUUUCAGGUGCCUCUGUUUGCAAAAUUCAUCUUUGUGCCUCUCCUUUCUCUUCUAUGUGAAUUCUGUUUCCAUACUUCCACCUCUUGUUCUUCCAUCACUGGCUCUUCCCUUCUGGGUGCCAUUGUCCCCUAAACAGAGGAACAAAUGGAGGCCUGUCUGAAUAUGUUGUAUGGCUGGUGAUGGACUUGAGGAAAGCAAAGAAAAUGAAAUAUUGGGCUUGGAGGAAGAGGAUAUAUGGCAUGAGGAGGACACUGUGGAGAGUUUGAAAGACAUUUGUGGGAGAUCUCUGGGUGGGAGGAAGAGGGGAGACAGAAGAUGGGAAGGACAUAAAUUUCUGGGUGUCAAAGUGACACUGGGAAGAUCAAACCUUGACGUUUAUGAGUGGAACUAAAAGCAAAAUCAUCCACAACUCCGUCUGUGCAUUGAAGUGGUGGCAUCUUAAUCCCUGCCUUCUUUCUUUUCUUGCUCUGAUACAUUCCUGUAGUUGAAGUAAGCCGUAGUGAUCCUCGCACUGUAGCUUUCUUUCUGGAUUUGAUCAAAGCUAGCAGAAUCAUAAACUGGACUGCACUGAUACAAAAGGGUUAUAAGCCAUACUGAGGAGUGGAACUGGUCUAAACCAACAAACCAACAGUGCAGAUGGCAUUUGUUAAUGGGUGUGAAUUAUUAAUAAUCACUGUGAUGCUAUAAAUCAAGCCAAAAACCAGCUGCAAUGUUAGUGUUGGUGUUGUGUUGGUGAGACUUUGGAAGCUUUACUCUGUAAUCUUUCUCAAGAGUUAUGAACCAAACACUGUGGGUCAUCAAGCCAUUACCUCUAUUGUAUUAAAAGGGUAGAGCGAAAUAACCCCUGGGUGGCCUUAAGGCUUAUGGUAAAGAUAUGAGAUCUCUUGCUUCUACACAGACUGUAUGAACAAAUUCUUUGAGCUGAAUUGGAAUUUAUUCUUGCAUCUUGUGAUGUACCACUUCUAGGGUUUGCUAGCAUUUUCCAUUUUCAUCGAUAUUAAAAUGAGCGGAGAGAAAAACAUAGGGGAAGGGUGUCCAUAAGCUAGGAGGAAUAAUUAGAAAUCCUCGGGCCAAGAAAAGUAAACUGGAAUUGAUCCAUCAUCUCACAUCCAUCCAACCCUGAUACGUAUUACAAGGAAGAUCUAUUUUUGCUUUGUUUUAUUCUGGUUCUGAACAGUUAUAUAAACCUGUUGAACUUAUUGUUUUGAAUUUUUCAUCAAGUUGGGCCACUAGUUGGUAUUAUUUUACUAUGUCUGUUGUUCUUCUGAAUUAGUUCUGAAAACUAAGUAAAGGGAAGAAUUUCCUGAUAUGCACAUGCAUUAAAUUGUAGAGGCUUGUGGAAAUUUAAAGGAAUGCCAGAACAUAAUGAAAAGCUUGAAAACAGCUACUUUUUCUGGAUCACCUUUCCCAGAGCAGGCACCCUCAAAGUGUGGCACUCCAGCUGUUUGGGCCUUCAACUCCCAGAAUUCCUGACAAUUGGACAAGCUCAUUGGGGCUUCUGGGAGUUGGAGGCCCAAACAGCUGGAGGGCCUCAGUUUGAAGAUGCCUGUCCCAGAGUCUUCCAAUUACCAUUGCUAAUGUUAGCUGAAGGAUUUUAGGAUUGUUAUCCAGUAAGGUAACUUUUCUGGACUCUAGACAGAAGAGGAUUUUAACUUCCCUUCCCAUCCAAAGAGAUCAGUUGUGUAUGAUGAAGGGUAUGGGUCAGCUGUCUAAGAAAUGUGAGUGCUCUGAUCUAGACUCAUUGACAAAGAUUUUAUGUGUUGCAUAUAAGUGUAACCACUCAAUGAGAACUCCCAACUCCACGGGGCAAAUGCUGCAGCUAUUCACUUGGGUCUACAGCAUCUUGCUGCAGUACACAAGAAAGAAAGUGUGGGGAUGUUUUUUAAAAAGUGCAGCAAAUAUUGUAGCAGUAGAUCCAUAGGGCUUGGCAGCUGUUGUUAUAGGGUAUACAAUGAUGAAUGGAACACUGCAGCACCAUGGUUAAACAGAAGAUGUGCAUGUAUGUCAGUAAGAAGAUUUCAUCCAUUUUGUUUCCUUUAAAAAAAAUCACUGGAAUGUUUUGCCUUAACAGUUAUGUUCAAUAUUUGCCUUGGAAGUUGAUUUUAUACAAAAUUGAAUGACAGUUCCAAAGGGAUUAUCACAACAUAGUGAAGGAAAGAAAGUACUGUUUUUGUUAACCUGGCUACUCAAGACCAUAUUUUGCGUAGAGCUGUAGAGCAGGUAUGCAGAACUCAUGGCCCUCCAAGUGUUUUGGCUUAGAGCUCCUGUUGGCCCUAUUCAGAAAAUUCAGCGGAAAGGUACUAUGAGAAUUAUAAUCCAAAACAUUUAGAAGGUUGAAAGCUUCCCACCAGAGAAGAAAGGAACUGAAUCUGAGAUCCUUUACAUGCUAUUUACUGAGCUAAGGAUCUUUAGUAUCAGAAGGUCUUUCGUGGUACAGUCAUUACUCUUGUAUCCCUACACUGCACACAAUUUAUUUUUCUUAUGAAGGAACAUAACGUGAUUAGGUAAUAUAAGUCAAACGAUGGAGCAGAAUGUUUUAGCUGUCUUUGAGCAUGAAGGAUGCUUAAGCAUGUCUUUCCUCUUUAGGUACAAUGCAGCAAACCAGCCUUUUCCUUUCCACCUCUACUAAAUCUAAAUAGAUA
Molecule: messenger RNA, 4682 nt
Organism: Anolis sagrei ordinatus
Lineage: Eukaryota; Metazoa; Chordata; Lepidosauria; Squamata; Anolidae
Gene: NGFR
Product: nerve growth factor receptor
Biological process (GO): Rho protein signal transduction
Cellular component (GO): plasma membrane; cell surface
Molecular function (GO): coreceptor activity; death receptor activity; nerve growth factor binding
Source: RefSeq, a predicted model, not a curated record